Messenger RNA from Anneissia japonica, 2614 nucleotides. Its product is annotated as steroid 17-alpha-hydroxylase/17,20 lyase-like. Gene Ontology annotation, molecular function: iron ion binding; heme binding; steroid 17-alpha-monooxygenase activity. The record is from RefSeq and is a predicted model, not a curated record. Lineage: Eukaryota; Metazoa; Echinodermata; Crinoidea; Comatulida; Comatulidae. Bases 133 to 906 code for a protein of 257 amino acids. The transcript is spliced from 5 exons. Gene Ontology annotation, biological process: progesterone metabolic process; hormone biosynthetic process.
CCCUGAAUUACGUCGAAUCAUCGAGUUACAAAAAGAAAUGAAUGAAGCAUUUGGAAAUGGUACCCUUGCUGAUUUCAUUCCUAUAGUCCGUCAGUUAAUAAGUUUAAAAAAUUGGCAAUAGAAUCCUCUAUAAUGACUGAAAAAGAAGUUAGUCAGCAUUUAGAAAGAUAUAGUCCAGAUGAGCCUGCUAAUGAUCUGAUAGAGCUACUUCUACAAGCACAGAGAGAAGAAUUACAAGGAAAUGAUGAUGAAACAUCUAGAAAAUUGACAGACGUACACAUCAAGCAAAUUGUGGAUGAUCUUUUCAGUGCUGGAACGGACACAUCAUCAACUACAUUAUUGUGGGGCAUCGGUUGUAUGAUCGACAACCCGUCUAUACAGGAAAAAAUUAAGAUGGAACUUGACGAAGUCAUUGGAGGCAGACCGCCACGAGUAAGUGAUCGUGGAAAGUUGCCAUAUACGGAGGCUGCCAUCAUGGAGAUAAUGCGAUUUGGAACAGUUGCACCUCUUGCUGUGACUCAUCGAGCACUUAAAGACUCUUCUAUUGGCUUGUACACGAUACCAGAAGAUACGUGGGUGUUCUUUAACCUAUGGGCACUUCACAAUGACCCGAAAUAUUGGGAUGCACCAGAGGUUUUCCAACCAGAGCGAUUUUUGGAUUCAUUCAACUCUGUUAAGCAACGUCUACCGAGCUUCCUGCCGUUCUCCACUGGUCGUAGAGUGUGCGUUGGAGAAUCCUUGGCUAAAGCAGAGAUUUUUCUUCUUUUUACGUGGUUAAUUCAGAAUUACAAAUUCUCUAAGCCACCAGGUGUGGAAGGUCCGGUAGCGGUCAGUGGUUCUCCACAGGCAAUAGUAAAUGUUCCAAAGCCUUAUAAAACUAUUGCUACACCACGCGAUCAAAUAUAAUAAUACUAAUAUAUCGUAUCAUAUCAAUUAUUUCGUCUUCAGUUCAAUUAUACCCGCACAACAAUGAUAUUUAACACCAGAAGGAAUUGCUCAAAAGUGGCGUUGACUAAUGUCUGGAAGCUUUGGAAGUGCCGAUAGCAACAAAACAACAUACAUAAGAAACUGAAAUGUUUCAUGUUAAAAUUAUAAUUUUUUAGAUAGAUAAUCUAGAUAUUUAAUAAUUUUAUUUUAUAAUAUUUUUAAAAUUUGGUUGUAAUUUUACUUUUCAGUUCUUAACAUUAUUGUACAACAAUACGUAUAACAAUGUUGUUUUCAUUUUGUAUUAAUUAGGAAUGCAAUGUUUGUGAAUUCUAAAAAAUAUAUAUUGACAUUUUUAUUAUGAUCGACAUUGUAUUCUAUAAAAUAAUUGUAUAAUGUAAAUUUUGUAUUGAAUCCUUUUUGAAAACCUUACCCCUGGUUUUUAAGUGUUUUGGUAGAUAAUAUAUACAUAUAUAACAGUAGAAAAAAUGACCAAGUAUAGACCAUAUUUAUCAGGUUUAUCUUGCCGACGUCUCGCAACUCACUGGGGGAUUCAAAGAGUAUAAAACUGCAAGAGGUCCGACUGCUUUGAUUUCGUAUGUCAGUAAGUUUUGUUACUAGGCAAUGGAAAGCUAAAAGUACUGCCACGAAAUAUGGGGCGCCCUACACAUAGAAACUCGUACGAAUCUUUUAAAGGUUACGCGCCUCUUCGUGGAAGUACUUUUUGCGUUCCCCGGCAGUCGGACCUCUUGCCAUUUUAGUACUCUUUGGGGGACUUUAAGAGGCCUAGCCUAGCCCUAGCAGCUAUCUAGUGUCAAAAAGAGCGCUGAACGCACACACUGGUAACUACGCGGCGCGCGAAAUGCAUAGGUCCCCAAUGAUAUUUGCUAGGUUAUCGGAAAAUUUCCUCUCAAAUUUCGCGAAAAAUGUUCUAUUCUGUUUUAUAUACCUCAUACAUGAUUCUAUGCAUCUGAUUGGUUAAGAAGAGGGGGGGGGGAGGAAAUGGAAAGUACAUAUUCCCCUCAAAAAGUAUAAUUCCCCUCAAAAAGUAUAAUUCCCCUCAAAAAUAGCAUUUUUUUUAACCUGUAGCGUCGCGAAUGUGCCAACUCUAGGCCCACUACAUCGCGCUGCUGACGGUAAAAGGGGACUGCGACGAGAUUAUCCUCUGACCGCGUCACGGAUCAGCGAGUAGACGACAAACAAAUAGGCCAUGGAGGCUGCACGUUUCGAAAUGAAGGAGUACUAGCUUGGUCUAGCAUUACUUCUUGAUGAAGCCGAUAGCAAAUGUACCAAAAGACAAACUAAAUAUGUCUUAUCAAUAUUCGACAAAUAUAUUGCAAGAUGAUGGGUACUGUUGAAAUUGAGGAAGUAAGCAAAGAAGAGCUAAGAUCACACUCUUUGAUCGCCUAGGCUAGGCCUAGCUAGUCGAGUAGUAGUAGUAGUAGGCCUAGUAUGUCUCUAAUAUAACAGGCUAGGAAGUAAGUAUACUAUUUUAGGCCUUGUAGAAUCUAUGUAUGAUGUAUAUAAUAUUGACUGCUCUAUAUUCGGGGAACAGUGAAAUCUAUUGCUCCUUCGGCCCUCUGGAAGAUAGGCUACGGUCUCCAUAUCACCUUGAUGUGUAUCAGAACUUUGUGAACUUAUAAGGCUGGUAAAGGCUAACGGACUAGCAAUAAACAAAAAUAAUAUAGUA